UUAAAAGAUUCUAGUGAAAUAAAUAGCAAGUCGAUCAAGAUGUUUAAAUUAUUAAUAAUUUCUAUCGCUGUUUAUAUAUUUAUUAGUCAGCCGAAUUCGACGUUGCAGGAAAAUUUUUUUCUCAAACCUCCGAAAAUAAAAGUUUACAGUAACUUUGACGAAUUUCGGCAUAUGAAUCGGAGUUUGCUGGAAUUGUUAUUGAACGCGACAGUAAAUCAUCAAAAGUAUUUAUCAAAUUCAGUGGAUCAAGCUUUGGUUGAAAAAUAUAAAAAUUUUCAUACAAUGUUAGAGCAAAAUUUGAAUUUGAAAAAACAAGUAUCGUCGUCUAGUUUCGAUUCAUUGAAUGUCUUUGAAGAUUGA
Messenger RNA from Cotesia congregata, 360 nucleotides. The record is from the annotation of a GenBank genome assembly. Lineage: Eukaryota; Metazoa; Arthropoda; Insecta; Hymenoptera; Braconidae.